Daldinia caldariorum is the source of this 234-nucleotide messenger RNA. RefSeq lists its product as uncharacterized. The coding region runs from base 1 to 234 and encodes 77 amino acids. The transcript has 2 exons. The record is from RefSeq and is a predicted model, not a curated record. NCBI's taxonomy places the organism in Eukaryota, Fungi, Ascomycota, Sordariomycetes, Xylariales, Hypoxylaceae.
AUGUCUCAAGCCACAAGCUCGUCAAACCCAUCUCCGAGCAACCUAAGCCGACGGCCAUCGUCCGAGAUGAUGAGAUACUACCUCGCCAGUCGGCCCAGCACGACGACGGACAGACUUGUCCAGGGGAAUGUCAUGUCGGACGGAGACCUCAUGGAUAGCUUCAAGAGGAAGGAAAUCCAGAUGGAAGCGCUGGUAAAGCUGGCCAAAGGGCAGGGUUCGUCUAAGUCGACUUAG